AUGUCUGCAUUCUUUAUGCCUUCGAUAUCUUCGCUUGCCUGGUGGCGCAUCACCGCCUUAGUCUUUGCGCUUAUCAAUCUCAAAGCUCUACCGUUAGCAUGGCAUUUCCGGCUCCUCUACCGGAUGAUAAGCCAGUGGUACACCCUAGCCCGAGUUCAACGCACCUUGACAACACGAGCCUCUGCCUCCACAACGAACAAGACACAUCCUCUCUUCGAACCGGUCUCGAUAUUCUCGCGCGCCCCGUUUCUCGAGACGGACUACAACCUACACAAAAGCAACAGUACAUAUUUCUCAGAUCUGGACGAGAGUCGCACGGCACUCAUGACGAAAGUACUGAUCCCGGGGCUCAAGCGAGGCUCGAAGAAUCUAGAAAAGGAAGGCCACAAGGGUAGAUUGGGGGUGAUCCUCGGCAGCGUCCACACCUCGUUCCACCACGAGAUCAAGCCCUACGAACGCUACGAAGUCCGCUCGCGCGUCCUGACCUGGGACAGGAAGUGGAUUGUGGUGGGAAGCUGGUUCAUCCGGCCCGCUAGAAAGGGGAGAGAGGAGGUAGUCCUGGCGUCUGCACUCAGCAAGUACGUGAUUAAGAAGGGCAGGUUCACGGUCGCGCCGGAGCGCGGCUUCGCCAACGCUGGCUGGCUGCCUGAGAAACCGGAUGAUCACACGACAGGGGCGGGACAGAAAAGGGAGAGCUCCGACGACUCGGAGACAGCUCUCUCUGUUCCGACACCUGAGGGAAUCCCAGAACCUGUCCUGGAAGCGGCCGUUGAUGCCACGGCCGAAAUAGUUGAGAAACUUGAAGAUGCGGCGGAGAAGGUGUCGCGGACGCAACCCGCCGCCAAAUUCCCGGGACCUGUCGCGACUCGGACUCAAGUGGGCGAGUGGGACUGGCAUCGGAUUGAGAAGGAGCGCGUUCGUGGUUUGCGCGUGGCUGCGAACUGGCUGGCUCUGGAUAAAGAGCUGCUGGAUGAGUUCAUGCGCGAGUAG
Messenger RNA from Capronia coronata CBS 617.96, 990 nucleotides. RefSeq lists its product as uncharacterized. The record is from RefSeq and is a predicted model, not a curated record. NCBI's taxonomy places the organism in Eukaryota, Fungi, Ascomycota, Eurotiomycetes, Chaetothyriales, Herpotrichiellaceae. The coding region runs from base 1 to 990 and encodes 329 amino acids. The transcript has a single exon.